GAUGUAAAAACAUAUCACUGUAUACAUGUCAUUCCGAGCACUUGUGAAAGUACCGUGGUCGUGCUAACAAUGUUGACCAGUUGUCGUCGGCGCCCUCUGGAGGAAGACUCGGGUACUGUAGGUGUCCCCCGGGGCAGCUUUCUUUAGAGGCAACUAAUGCGUCCUUACUCCGUCGUUAACCUUCAGAGCAUGAAAGCGCUCACAUUUGGUCUAACUCUUGUUCGACACGGGGAAACGCAGUACAACAAAGAAGGCCUGCUGCAAGGCCAGGCUAUAGAUUUACCCUUGUCUGAGAUGGGGCUGCAGCAGGCUGAGGCUGCAGGCCGGUACCUGAAGGAUGUGAAGCUCAGCCAUGUCUUUGUCAGUGACAUGCUCCGGGCCCAGCAGACUGCUGAAACAAUAAUGAAACACAACAGCAGCUGUUCUGAUCUACAAAUGGCCUGUGACCCUUUACUGAAAGAGAUAAACUUUGGGAUAGCAGAGGGGGGACGACUGCAGGAUGUGAAAGAGAUGGCCAAGGCAGCUGGUCAGUCCUUUCCAGGCUUCACACCUCCAGGGGGGGAGACGCAGGAGCAGUUGCAGGUAAAGGAGCGAGUCAAAAGGUUUAUAGAGAAAAUGCUUCAGCAAAUUGGGGAUGAACACUGGCAUCACGCAGGGAAGGAUGAAAGCUCCUUAUCUUCUCCACCGGGAACAUCUCCUGUGGAGGGAAGGGCAAAUGACGGAGUUGAGGGUCUCCCGGUCCAUGCUUUGGUUGUCACCCACGGGGCCUACAUGUGUGUGGCUGUACGCUACUUUGUGGAGGAGUUGCAUUGUUCUCUGCCUCAAGGUUCUAACAAAGCACAUGUGUUUUCUUUAAGUCCUAACACAGGUCUGUGUCGGUUUUUACUAACCCUGAAAAAAGAGGAGGACUUGUUCAAAUUGUCAGUGGUCCGCUGUGUGUUUGUCCACAGGGCGGCUCAUAUUAGACAGUAGUAGCAGAGCGAGAGACAGAUGAAGGGGACAGAGGUUUUGAAGCCUGUGUAGAAGACAGUGAGACAGUGGGAAGUGCAACAAAAGAGAGCUCCAACACUCACCACUGAGCACCUUCAUUUAAUCUUAGAUGAUUUGUGUUGCAGGAUGAUGUUGUGGUCACUUUAUUACUGUCUGGUUGUUCAUUGUCAUAAAUGUGGGCAACUCUGGUGAGUCUGAUUUUCCGUAUUUAUGCUUCAGGAGUUCAUAAAUUUUCAUAUGAACACAGCAGACUUGCAAUUGUGAAUUAACACUGGAUCACAAGGACAAAUGCAUGCAAAGAUCUUGUGUGUUGUAUUGUACACUGUGUUUAGAUAAGCAUUGUUUCCUCAGGCCCAUAGGUAAGAGAAUGUACAGUAGGGGACUACAUUAUAUGGAAAUCAUUUUACAUUUUCUAAGUGGAUGUUGUCACAUUUUGUAACUUUAUAAUAUAAAAAUACUGUCAGACUUCAGCAAUGAGAGAUGUCUUCUAAUAAAACUCCUUAUUCUGUCUCAUUU
Molecule: messenger RNA, 1506 nt
Organism: Monopterus albus (swamp eel)
Lineage: Eukaryota; Metazoa; Chordata; Actinopteri; Synbranchiformes; Synbranchidae
Gene: tigara
Product: TP53 induced glycolysis regulatory phosphatase a
Exons: 7
Coding region: 157-972 (271 amino acids)
Biological process (GO): regulation of pentose-phosphate shunt; negative regulation of glycolytic process
Cellular component (GO): cytosol
Molecular function (GO): fructose-2,6-bisphosphate 2-phosphatase activity
Source: RefSeq, a predicted model, not a curated record